This is a messenger RNA of Capronia coronata CBS 617.96, 1431 nucleotides long. RefSeq names its product protein transporter SEC61 subunit alpha. Gene Ontology annotation, biological process: post-translational protein targeting to membrane, translocation; SRP-dependent cotranslational protein targeting to membrane, translocation. The transcript is spliced from 4 exons. Bases 1 to 1431 code for a protein of 476 amino acids. The record is from RefSeq and is a predicted model, not a curated record. Lineage: Eukaryota; Fungi; Ascomycota; Eurotiomycetes; Chaetothyriales; Herpotrichiellaceae. Gene Ontology annotation, cellular component: membrane; Sec61 translocon complex. Gene Ontology annotation, molecular function: signal sequence receptor activity; ribosome binding; transmembrane protein transporter activity.
AUGAGCGGUCUCCGUUUCCUUGACCUCAUCAAACCCUUCACGCCCCUCCUGCCGGAGGUGGCAGCCCCGGAGUCGAAGGUUCCCUUCAACCAGAAGUUGAUGUGGACAGGAUGUACGCUGCUCAUCUUUUUGGUCAUGAGCCAGAUGCCUCUGUAUGGCAUCGUCUCAUCUGAUACCUCCGAUCCCAUCUACUGGCUGCGUAUGAUGUUGGCCAGUAACAGGGGAACUUUGAUGGAAUUGGGAACGACGCCCAUCAUCUCCUCGGGGAUGGUUUUCCAGUUGCUUGCCGGUACCCACCUGAUUGAUGUCAACCUCGACCUCAAGUCCGAUCGCGAACUCUACCAGACCGCGCAGAAGUUGUUCGCCAUUAUCCUGUCCUUCGGCCAAGCCUGCGUUUUCGUCCUCACUGGUCUCUAUGGCCAACCAAGCGAUCUCGGUGCCGGUAUCUGUCUCCUCUUGAUCGUCCAGCUGGUCAUCGCUGGCUUGGUCGUGAUUCUCCUCGAUGAGUUGCUACAAAAGGGAUAUGGUCUUGGAUCGGGCAUUUCGCUGUUCAUCGCGACAAACAUCUGCGAGUCGAUCGUGUGGAAGGCAUUUUCUCCCACCACCGUCGACACUGGUCGUGGCAAGGAGUUUGAAGGCGCGGUCAUUGCUCUUUUCCAUUUGCUCGUCACUUGGCCAGACAAGACUCGCGCGCUUCAUGAAGCUUUCUACCGACAACACCUUCCGAACAUCAUGAACCUUCUUGCUACAUUGGCAGUCUUCGCUGCUGUCAUCUACCUCCAGGGUUUCCGCGUGGAGAUUCCUGUCAAGUCCUCACGCCAGCGUGGUAUGCGCGGUUCGUACCCGGUGCGCCUGUUCUAUACCUCCAACAUGCCGAUUAUGCUGCAAUCCGCUCUGGCGUCCAACAUCUUCAUGAUCAGUCAGAUGCUCUACACUCGCUUCUCGGACAAUCUCUUGGUCAAGAUGAUCGGCACUUGGGAACCAAGAGAGGGAUCUUCCCAGCUUUAUGCUUCUGGUGGAAUUGCCUACUACAUGUCUCCUCCUCUCAGCUUCCGCGACGCACUCGUCGAUCCUAUCCACACGGUCAUCUACAUCACAUUCAUCAUUGUAACCUGCGCCGUCUUCUCCAAGACUUGGAUCGAAGUGUCUGGUUCGGCCCCACGUGACGUGGCCAAACAACUUAAGGAGCAGGGUCUCGUCAUGGCGGGUCAUCGUGAGCAGAGCAUGUACAAGGAGUUGAAACGUGUCAUCCCCACUGCUGCAGCAUUCGGCGGUGCUUGCAUUGGAGCCCUCUCGGUUGCCAGCGACAUGCUUGGAGCUUUGGGAAGUGGAACAGGUAUUCUGUUGGCCGUGACCAUCAUCUACGGCUAUUUCGAGAUUGCGGCCAAAGAGGGUGAUUUCGGCGGCAAUCUCAAAGGCUUGAUUGCUUAG